CAGCCUCUGCUGUCUGCAUCUCACUGCCCCCUGCACGUUGACCUCGAUUUCUCCCACUGGCGCUUGUGCCCUCACCUUGUCUACGGCCUUUAUGUGGGCACGCAAAGCUCUUAUGCCCCAAAUCCUCACACUCAAAACACUGUAGACUAUCUGUGCUUGCAAACCCUGCGUAGAGCCCCUCCCCAUGCUUCCCUUUAAAAUGUACAUUUAGCUGUUGCUCAUUGUUAUUCGGAAACACAAACACUUGCCUCCGGAAUGAAACAACGUGCUUAACGGCAUCUGCCUGAAAGCCUGCUGACACGAAAACCGCUCGUAAACUUACCAAAACGACUCAGCUCUUUCCUGAUUGGGAUCAUCCGUAAUAAACGGAGGAAAAUGUGCAACUACCACCCUUGUCGAAGGGGUAGAAAGAGGUGAAAUUGGCACCAACACACCCCGUACAAAUAUUCCACUAGCAAUUAGCCUACCAACUAAAUUUGCUCUUUGCAUGAACACAACCACAGCUUUGUUCAUUCUAGAAGCGGAAUGUAUAAAUUCAGAUCCUACCUGUUCACCGACUGCAAGCAGAACCUCCUCCACUUUAACUCCAUUCUCAGGAACACACCUGAAUCCAUGUCGUAACGACAGCGUCUCCUCCGCACUAGACUGAGAAGCCAUCGCACACACCACACCUCCCAAACCCCAGGAAACUAACUCUAUCCUCUUCCACCCUAACUUUGAAAAAACCUGUGCAUACCGCUAAAACAAAUAGUGCAUUAACCCUCCACCACAGAAAAUAAAAUUGAAAGAAAAGACCAAGGACAGAAUCAAGAAAGUUAGUUAGGACAGAGCCUUCCACACCAAACACUCUAACUCCAAAAACUCCCAGCAUGCACUGCGAGAGAGAGAGUGAGAGACAGACGGAUUGACGGGCAGGUGGGCGGGCGGAUACAUAGGCAAAUUGAGUCAGUUGUUUAGGCCAGUGGUUGGGAACAGGAAAGAUCAAUGUGGGAUCUGUAGAGCACAGACAGACAUGAUGGUGAGAGGAGGCGCAGGCAUCAUUAUGUCCUCAGAGACAAUAUAUCACAAGGAAUCAAAUUCGGCCUUUUUACAUAAAGAGACAUUUGAACAAGGAAAGGGACUUUGUCAAGACAAGAUCUUGAAGUUUAUUCAUCCUAACAUGUAUUUUUUGGGCAAUUCAACAAGAGCUUUUCCAUACGAAAGCUGAUCAGGUAUUCAGUGGGUUUCAUAAUCCAGGUAUUAUGAACAGUGUAUAAAACCUCACAGGGGGUCAUGCACGCUUAUUGCAAGUUGUACAAUGCAUUAUAACUGCAGACUAUGGUGUUACCCUUUUUUUCUGGGAAUACAAACAAUCCCUCGUCCCUACUACACCCUUACAUGUCGCCUCCUCAGAUGUUAUGUUUCUGACGCUUAUUAAUAAGUGCUUUGACGAGGAUGACUACAUCACAUGGAGGUGAGAUCAAAUGUCCAAUGAUGACACCAUUACACAAGCAGGUUAAAUGGGGAUGUGCUACUUGAAGACUCUCUUGUACAUGUUCACACAGACACACCUGUACAGCUCCUGUGAUGGCCCAUACCAUAUAGUAGUAAAGUAUCAUUUCUUUCACUGAGUAUAAAUGGACAUUGCUUGCCCACUAAAAGUUGCUGAAUCGGCCUACAUGCUCUCCUGUCAUGACUUGGGUAUAUUUGGGACUCUGCCCAGUGUCCACUCAUGUGAAAAGGCCAUUCUUCUGCACUGGCCUGCGCCGAGUUUAGCAUCAUGGGAAUGACUGCCAGCACUGUCAUACCAGCUCAAUUCCCAUGAGAAAACAUUUGAGUUUAACCAAAUAAAACGAACGGAAGGGAGUAGGGUCAUUUGAGAUAACAUGUUGAAAGAAAGACAGAGAUGUAGCUAUGAAACUGUAUUUUUUUUACCUACAGCCUAAUAAGUCAGGAUGAGAGAGGACAGGAGAGUGUGCUGGGGAGGGAGACGAAUCUGUACCAAAGAGCAGUCUCCCUAGCACACGCUCAUGGACAGACGGUAAAGGUUGUGUUGCCACCUAGUGGACAUAGGCACCAUUGCAAUUUCACUCAGCAAAUGUCACUCAGUUUGUUUUACAUGUCCUACUUGCACUUCAGUAAUAUUGUAAAGAAGUGAAUGAAUGCACACAUCCUUUUUUAAAUCCAAGGUAGAUUAUGGUAUUAUGUUCGAUUUCAUAUCAAGAAUAAACAUGAUAAAUUAGAAUACAGGAUAGACAUUUUCUAUGAACAUCAUUUUCAAUGGAAUCAAUCCCAUAGAUAAGCAUAAUGCUUUAAUUCUUGUGACUCAGUGAGCACUUUGUCACUUUCGGUCUGCCUUGAGGAAAUCUUGUAGCCCAUGACCUUUUGUGACCUGAGAAGAUACUAGAGGAGAGCCAUAGCCAGGUAAAUGUAGAGGUGGGUGGGAAUGGCAUGUGAUGUCACGGCUAGACACGGUGGGAAAAGCAACAGGUAGCUCAAUGUAUGCUAGCGUUCCUGACUGUAGCAUCACAGACCACACCUGUGAAGAUGGCCCAGGUUAAGUCACCCGUGGAUGGUGUCAAGAGUCAGCAGCAGCGUGCAGAGAUGUACUCUGAUAUUACCAUCGUCAGCUCCAGCGCAGAUGUGGGCAGCCCAGCCAGAAAAGGCCCAUUUGACAGUAUGACCCCAGGCCUCAGCAGGCGUGGGAGAGCCUAUCCAUCCCCAGCGCGCAGGCGCCAUCGCACCACCUUCAGUCACAAGCAGCUGGACCAGCUGGAGAUGGCGUUUGGACAGAACCACUACCCCGACAUCUACUGCCGUGAGGAACUAGCGCGGCUCACCAAACUCAAUGAGGCACGCAUACAGGUAUGGUUCCAAAAUCGGCGUGCCAAAUACCGCAGGCAGGAGCGUGCGUCUCAGAAGCUCUUGCCAAUGGCCAUGAUGCCAGGGCACGGGGCACUGUUGGGCAGCAUGUGUGUUCAGUCCACAGGGUUGACCCGUCAGUACUACCCUCACUCCCUGGCUCACCAUAUCCCCCGGUUCCCUUCUCUGCUGCCCUCAGGUGGUUACUCCCACCACCCAGGCUCAGCCAGCCAGUGUUCCUGCCCCACAGUCCCACCAGAGCCACAACCCCCCCGCCAGCACGAGGAGUGGUACAGCCCACUACGGAACAUUGGAGCCCCACCCAGCAACCUGGCCACACCUGUGUUCUCCCUGACCUCCAUGCCUGCUCUAGACCCUGGCUCUCACUGGAACUAAAGAAAGAGUAACUUCUACGUCGGGAAGUAGACAAUCUCUUAUAGGCUGUGUCUCGAAGAACUAACAGUUAUUCAUUGCACCUUAGAUUAGAUGACAAAAUACCGUUUUUUGUAUCUAUACAGUGAUAGCUAGUAACUAAAGAACAGGAAGAAUUUAGAGAAUAGUGAGAAUGACUAAACUCCUCCCAUUGAAUACCUGACAUUGCAUGUUUUCUUGAAAGUUCAGGGUAGCCUAACUGAGAGAAAGACAUUCGUGGGUAGUCUUGAAUUAUCCAUAUAGAUUGUCUGAAAUAUACACUAUACAUCUUUCUAAUGCCUUUUGUAUUUUCACAGUAAAUAAAGUAGUGUGUAUUGGGA
Messenger RNA from Oncorhynchus tshawytscha (Chinook salmon), 3593 nucleotides. It is a transcript of the gene prop1, whose product is annotated as PROP paired-like homeobox 1. NCBI's taxonomy places the organism in Eukaryota, Metazoa, Chordata, Actinopteri, Salmoniformes, Salmonidae. Bases 2482 to 3237 code for a protein of 251 amino acids. Gene Ontology annotation, biological process: regulation of transcription by RNA polymerase II. The transcript has 3 exons. The record is from RefSeq and is a predicted model, not a curated record. Gene Ontology annotation, molecular function: DNA-binding transcription factor activity, RNA polymerase II-specific; RNA polymerase II transcription regulatory region sequence-specific DNA binding.